Messenger RNA from Penicillium digitatum Pd1, 1239 nucleotides. RefSeq names its product TBC domain-containing protein. Gene Ontology annotation, biological process: positive regulation of GTPase activity; endoplasmic reticulum to Golgi vesicle-mediated transport. Gene Ontology annotation, cellular component: endoplasmic reticulum membrane. NCBI's taxonomy places the organism in Eukaryota, Fungi, Ascomycota, Eurotiomycetes, Eurotiales, Aspergillaceae. Gene Ontology annotation, molecular function: GTPase activator activity. The record is from RefSeq and is a predicted model, not a curated record.
AUGGGAGAUACCGGAAAAGAACAGUGUCACCUCCACGCCGAGGACACAUCUACAUCUGAGGAACUCCCAGAAAAGUCUGAAGUGAAUAAAGGAGUGAAAAGAAUGACUCAAGCGGAAAAGGCGAGAGCCAUCCGCAAAGCAUGUGCGACACGCGAUGUGGAAGCCUUGGCCGUGCACGCAACUUCAGAAGGCGGGUUACUUGAAGAUGACUUGAGACAGAUAGCCUGGCCUAUUUUGCUACGAUGCGAUGAACAAAGGCAUCAAAUUGAUACGGUUCCAAGUACAGAACUUUUACGGCAUGUCGAUGAGGAACAGGUUGAACUUGACGUCAACCGGUCUUUUGUCUACUAUCCUAAAGCUCCGUUGGAAGAAAUGUUGAAAAAGAAACAGCAGCUAUCAAACCUGAUCACUCAAGUACUGAGGGAAUACCCCAUGCUGUGUUAUUUUCAAGGAUAUCAUGAUAUAGUCCAAGUUCUUCUCUUGGUCCUGGGCGAGAAGCAAGCUGUGCCGGCAGUGGCACAGAUAUCUCUUUUCCGCAUACGUGACUACAUGCUGCCAUCGCUAUCCCCAGCUGUGAAACAUCUCCAUCUCAUCCCUGCAAUCAUUGAGACAACAGACCCCGAGUUAAAACGACACCUUGGCAACAUUGAGCCAUUUUUUGCCCUCGCCGCUACUCUAACACUAUACGCUCAUGAUAUCCAAGAGUACAGCAACAUUUCACGACUUUUCGACUUUCUUCUGGCUCGAGAACCCGUUGUUGCAAUCUAUCUCUUCGCAGCCAUGAUCCUAUCCAGGAAAAAGGAGUUGCUGGAAAUUCCAGCGGAUGAGCCUGAAAUGCUUCAUUUUACGCUUUCCAAGCUACCAUGCCCACUCGAUCUAGAAGGACACAUUCUGCAUGCGGCACAGCUCUUUGAGGAUCACCCGCCGGAAUCUUUGCCGCUUGGGUCCUGGAAACACAUUCCCUGGUGCAGCGUGCUCAAAACUUCACGAGACCCGCAAGGCAAGUACACUGUAGAAGACGCGCUGUACUUGUUCGAAAAGCAAUCCCAACAAAUUCGGGCCGAAGAGCGCAGAAAACAAGCUCUGGAUUUCUUGUGGAGCCACCGUCGCUCCGUGGGAUCUGUGGCCUUGGCUAUCUUGGUUGGAGCUGCAUCUUUCUACAUCCGCAAAAAGGGACUCGAUGCCUCAAUUUGGUCUUAUGUUGACCGAAUUCAAAAGGCAAUCCCAAACUGGAUUUAA